Paramecium pentaurelia is the source of this 1454-nucleotide messenger RNA. The record is from the annotation of a GenBank genome assembly. Lineage: Eukaryota; Ciliophora; Oligohymenophorea; Peniculida; Parameciidae.
AUGCAAACUUCCAAGCAUUAGACAAUAAAAUAAUCUAGCUAUUUUGAUUAUGUUUUUGACUCAUGGAAUAAAUCAAAUGAAACAUCAAGAAUAUUAGAACCCUAAUCAACAACAUUAAAAAAAACAAAUCGAAGAAAAAAUCAUUUAAAAUAUAAUACUAUAUUAAACUAGAAUAUUGAAUAUGAACAUGAUUAAAUAAGUACAACUAAAUCUCAAGUACAUUAAAAAUAUUAAAAUGUUUCUCUAAAUUCAUAUAUAAAUAAUCUCGAUGGAUAUAAAGAAGAGCAAUAUGAUGUACAAAUUUUAUCUAUAAAGAGAAUUAUCAAAAAUAAAGUUAGAGUUCAAAAAAUAAAUCUUCAAAAAGGUAUUAUUCGCAAAAUAAGAAAAAUUUAAAUGAAGAAUAUGAGAUGAAAUCUGAAUGUAUUGCUAACUAUUCAACUAUUUUUUCUUAGCCGAUUAAAUAUAGUUAACCUAAUUCAUUGAAUUAUUCUUAAAAUUAAAAAUUAACUCUUCCAAAAAUUAAAUAGAUACAAACUUAUAAAAUAUUAACAAGAAAAUUCAAAGUUAUUUGUAAAGUUAUUGGUAAAUUUAUUUUAUUAUUCUAUUAAAUAUUACCUAAUUAAAGCCCAAAGAAACUUCUUUAUAAUAAUAAAUUAAAAAUAGUAUAGAAUCUCAAGAAAAUUUUUAAAUUUGAUAGAAAUAUAAAUGAAUCUUUAUCAAAAUCUUUUAAAUAAUGGAUAUAACCAUCAUUAUAAAAAAUCUUUUUCUAUUUAUAAAAUACAUUCCCUAAAAUUUCUCAAGAAAAUAUAUUUGAUUAAAGAUAAAUUCAAGAUUAAGAAUUACUUUGGACUUUAAAUUUUGCAAAAUUUUUAUUUUAAAAUUUAGAAUUAAUUACUAGAAAAGGAAAUAUACCAAAUGAAAUAAUAAAUGCUAUGUCAAAAUCUAUAUUUAAAGAAAAUAAUUAAUUUGUAUAGUUGUUUGUUGCAUAAAGAACUCGAUUUUAUUAAAAACCUUUUACUAUUUUAGAAAUCUAAUUAAUAUGUUGCGAAUAUAUUUUGUUUAAUACAAUAGUGAUAUAAUUAUUUGAAUUAGUCAAUACUUUAAAAUAUUAAUCAUUUAAUCAUAAUCUAAAUUGCAAAAUGUAAAUAUUAAAAUUGGUAAGUAUUCUAAAUCUAUCCUACAUAAAAGCCUUUAAAGAUAUGCCAUAAAUACAUUGGGAUUAUUAAGAAGAACAAUUAUAUACAAGAAGAAUACAUAUCACUCCUGAUUAAGAUUAACAUUUAUACUUAUUAGAUACAAAAGAGAGAAAUAACAUGGAAACUAUGAUUUUAGGAUUAAAAUAUGAAUAAUAAAUUUAAAGGGUACUUUAAUAAAAAGUGAAAUAGAACUAAUAACUAGAAUUACUAUUUAAAUAAUUUAUACAUAAUUUGUGUUCUUAAGUAUAGAUUUUUUGA